AUGUUCACCACUGAACAGCUCCGAAAAGCAACUGACAACUAUUCAGAGGAGCGAAUUGUUGGGCGAGGUGGUUAUGGUGUAGUAUAUAAAGGAUUCUUACCAGAUAAUCGUGUUGUUGCAAUAAAGAAGUCUAAAAUAGUGGAUGGGAGUCAAUCUGAGCAAUUCAUUAAUGAGGUCAUGAUCCUUACACAAGUCAUCCAUCGAAAUGUUGUUAAGUUGUUAGGCUGUUGUUUGGAAGAGGAGGUACCAGUACUAGUUUAUGAGUUCAUAUCCAAUAACACGCUUUUCUAUCACAUUCAUCAUAAAGCGGGUGGAAUGAGUUGGUUAUCAUGGGAGAAUCGAUUGAGAGUUGCUUCUGAAGCUGCAUCUGCACUUGCAUACCUUCAUUCACAAGCUACUAUGCCUAUCAUACAUAGAGAUGUCAAGUCUGCCAAUAUAUUAUUAGAUGAUAACUACACGACAAAAAUAUCAGAUUUUGGUGCUUCAAGGUUGGUCCCUUUAGAUCAUGAUCAAGUCACUACUCUUGUUCAGGGCACACUUGGGUACUUGGAUCCUGAGUACUUCCACACAAGCCAAUUAACUGACAAGAGUGACGUUUAUAGCUUUGGUAUGGUCCUUGCAGAACUAAUUACUGGGAAAAAACCCCUUUGUGUAAGUAGAAUCAAUGAGGAGAAGAAUUUAGCAACCUACUUUAUCAAGUCCAUGAAAGAAAACCGUUUCUUUCAGAUUAUUGAGCCACGAGUAUUAAGUGAAGGGACUCUUGACCAGUUACAAGCAGUAGCUGAGCUCAUAAAGAGAUGCCUUGACUUACUAGGAGAAAAUAGACCUACUAUGAGAGAGGUGGCAAUGGAGCUAGAGUGCCUGAGGAAGUUUACUACUCAUCCAUGGGUUAAACAACAAACACCAGAAGAAUCUAGAAGCUUAAUCCUAGAAGUGGAGCAAUCUGAUCUUUAUGAUGUCCCGUUAAUUCCAUAUAGUACUAACGAAUGGGAAUCUUACUCGGGUAUUACAGAAAUGGCUUUUCAAGAAAACGAACCACGCUAA
Molecule: messenger RNA, 1044 nt
Organism: Lactuca virosa
Lineage: Eukaryota; Viridiplantae; Streptophyta; Magnoliopsida; Asterales; Asteraceae
Source: the annotation of a GenBank genome assembly